This is a messenger RNA of Nothoprocta perdicaria, 951 nucleotides long. RefSeq names its product peptidylprolyl isomerase H (gene PPIH). The transcript is spliced from 10 exons. Gene Ontology annotation, molecular function: peptidyl-prolyl cis-trans isomerase activity. The coding region runs from base 35 to 568 and encodes 177 amino acids. The record is from RefSeq and is a predicted model, not a curated record. Lineage: Eukaryota; Metazoa; Chordata; Aves; Tinamiformes; Tinamidae. Gene Ontology annotation, cellular component: intracellular membrane-bounded organelle. Gene Ontology annotation, biological process: protein folding; protein peptidyl-prolyl isomerization.
UCCGCUUCCGGGGGGGGCCUGUGGGCAAGGCGGGAUGGCGGUGCUGGCCUCCAACCCGAACAACCCCGUGGUCUUUUUCGACGUCUCCAUCGGCGGCCAGGAGGUUGGCCGCAUGAAGAUCGAGCUGUUUGCCGACGUGGUGCCCAAAACCGCGGAGAAUUUCAGGCAGUUCUGCACGGGCGAAUUCAGGAAGGACGGUGUUCCCAUCGGCUAUAAAGGAAGCACUUUCCACAGGGUAAUAAAAGAUUUCAUGAUCCAAGGAGGAGACUUCGUAAACGGAGACGGCACUGGGGUAGCCAGUAUUUAUCGGGGGCCCUUUGCAGACGAGAACUUCAAGCUCAAACACUCGGCUCCUGGUCUCCUCUCUAUGGCAAACAGUGGUCCAAGUACCAAUGGCUGCCAGUUUUUCAUCACGUGCUCCAAGUGUGACUGGUUGGAUGGGAAACACGUGGUGUUUGGUAAAAUCAUUGAUGGGCUUUUGGUCAUGAGAAAAAUUGAGAAUGUGCCUACAGGUCCAAAUAACAAACCCAAGCUGCCAGUGGUGAUUUCUCAAUGUGGGGAAAUGUGAAGGAUGGAAGAGAAGCGUGCGCCAUUCCCUGAACUGGCUUCCUUCUGAGCUGCCCAGAACCAAAUGGAGGAACAAGAUUUUGCGGCUACCACUGAGGGAACGCUGGGGUUGUAACCACCCUGGCUUGGCUGUGGUAGGGCUGCCUUGAAGCCUCGGCUUCAGAAACCAGUGGCUAAAAGGAGGCUGAAACUGGAAACCAGCUGAUAUUACCCAGGCAGCUGGGGGACUGGAAGGAGUUCAGACCCUUUGGGGUGUCAGACCAGCAUUGCCUGUUCUGCUUUGUUUCAGUGCUCCCCCACGGCCCCAGGCUUCUCCACAGGGUAGAGUCAUAUUCUUGACGUUCCCAUGAAAUUAUUUAACAACCAACAUCUAUCAUGUUUCUC